CACGACGACGCACUCACGUUGUGUACAGAACCGCUGUAUAGAGUUAUCGGAAUGAGGAGAAGUGCUUUCCUGCUAAGAUGAACGCGCCACCGGCCUUUGAAUCGUUCCUGUUGUUUGAGGGUGAAAAGAAAAAAAAAAUCACCAAGGACACAAAGGUACCCAAUGCUUGUUUGUUCACUAUAAACAAGGAAGAUCACACAAUUGGAAAUAUCAUUAAAUCGCAGCUGCUGAAAGAUCCCCAGGUUCUGUUUGCAGGGUACAAGGUGCCUCAUCCCCUGGAGCAUAAAAUUGUUAUUCGAGUUCAGACCACACCUGAAUAUAGCCCUCAAGAGGCUUUUACUAAUGCUAUCACAGACUUGAUAAGUGAAUUGUCUCUUUUGGAGGAACGAUUUAGGGUUGCCAUUAAAGACAAACAAGAAGGAAUUGAAUGAGGUUA
Nanorana parkeri is the source of this 436-nucleotide messenger RNA. RefSeq names its product RNA polymerase II subunit J (gene POLR2J). The coding region runs from base 78 to 431 and encodes 117 amino acids. Gene Ontology annotation, cellular component: RNA polymerase II, core complex. Gene Ontology annotation, molecular function: protein dimerization activity; DNA binding. The record is from RefSeq and is a predicted model, not a curated record. The transcript is spliced from 4 exons. Gene Ontology annotation, biological process: transcription by RNA polymerase II. Lineage: Eukaryota; Metazoa; Chordata; Amphibia; Anura; Dicroglossidae.